AUGCUUAAAAAUAGAGAAUUCUUGUCAGUGAUCGAUUCGCCUUAUCAGUCUGUAAGAGAUGGACGGACCGUGGAACAUGCUGUCGUUUGUAGUGACGCUACUGGUUUGGGGGCGCUUUGCUACAGGUGCCGUGGAGAUUGGAUGGUCAGUGGAAACAAUGAGUGUUGACGAAGGUUCAUUUUCUCCAAAGCAAAUGAUCACAAGAUCAUCUCCUACCGGCCAACACAUCGUUUCCAUCAGUUUCAAAGAUGUCACAGCAAAAGAAGGCUUUGAUUACGGGAUAGGAUCCAAUACUGAUGUAGUGUUCAGAAACGGUGACAGUUUUAAAGACUAUUACUUCCACAUACAAGACGACAUUGACGUGGAAGAGGUUGAGACGUUUGAACUGACUCUUAGUUCAACUGAUUCUGAUGUGACAAUAAUCAAACCAACACUUACGGUCUCAAUCAAUAUGGAUGAUAAAGCUAAAUUCGAAAUUAAAUACAAAGGAGAGGUCACAGAGGAAAAUGUAUAUGGAGCAGUUAUUACCAGAACAGAAUGUUGGGGCUGCAAUGCGACGAUAUCCAUCAAGUGUUCCGCUGAGAGCGAUGAAGCCAUCUCAGGCACAGACUUUACAGCUGUUUCCAAUCAAAUAGUCACCUUUAAAGCGGAAGAUAAUGAAAUGACAUGCAAAAUACCGACACUCGCCGACGAUCUGAUUGAAGGGGCUGAAGACUUCAAGAUCAAGCUGGCAACCGAUUCUACUAUCGCUACAAUAGUAUUAAGUAAUCAGGUCGUAACUAUCAAAGACGAAGACAGAGUGACUACACAGUUCAAAGGUUCUGAUACCUAUACGGUCAGCGAGGACGGUGGAAAGGUUACAUUGACUAUGGAAAUGAUCGGAAAGGAGCUGAUCAAAGACACACUGACCGUGCAGCUCGUCACUAUUCCAGGCACAGCAGGAGCAAAAGAUUAUGGGGGGCUCAAUGGAUUUGCUGUCUCCUUCAAAGCCGGAACCUCAACAAUGACCGAAGAUAUCACAAUUAAAACCGAUGAUAUACCAGAAGGAAAAGAAAAAUUCGAGGUUAAGUUACAAUUAAAUGCGAUUAGCUGGGAUGGAGGAAUGCAAAAACUUGGCAGUUUUUCAAAAGUCACAAUCUUCAUAACCGAUACGCCGGAUAAGGCAACGUUUACGUUUAAAGAAGCAACUAUUGAAGUAGCCGAGGAGUCAUCUACACUUAAGGUGCCGAUUAAGCAGGAAACAGCCACCGAAUUGAACAUUGUUAUCAAGGUUGAAGUGACUGGCGGGUCGGCGAAAGUGGGCGAUGAUUUUACAUUCAACAACGCGGUAACCUUCGGCAAUACAGUAUCUGAGGAAUCCCUGGUGUUGAAUAUUAUUGAUAACGAUGAUAUCGAUGGCGACAGAACAAUAAAUUUGAAGCUCACUUCCCCGGAUUUCACAGAUAACGUUGAAUGGGGGUCAACCACGGAAUGCGUGGUCACAAUCAAGGAUACCGAUCUAGUGACGUACCAAUUCAAACAAACGGCAGUGACAGUCAAUGAAGAUGUUGGAAAAGUAACAUUAGACAUCGAGCGCACAAAUCCGGCACCAACCAAAGCGGUGGAUCUUAAGAUUAACACAAAAGACGAUUCUGCUACAAGCGGAGAGGACUUUACCGGUCUAUCCGAUGAAGUUAAGACUAUGGCAAUUGCUGACAAGGCGACAACUGUCGAUGUCGUUAUCACCGACGAUGACAUUGUCGAAGGAACACAGCAAUUAAAAGUAGUUAUGACAGAAGACUACGCUGAUGUAAGGAUUGGAACAAGAAAAGAAGUUAUCAUUACCAUCCUGGACAAUGACCUCCAGGAGACAUUUUCCUUAAAGUCGGCGACUUUGGAAGUCGAAGAGGACGCUGGGACGGUAGAUAUAAUUGUGACUAAAGCAAAAGCAACUCAGUCGGUUACACUUAAAGUCAACCUCACUGUCACGGAUGGUACCGCCAAGAAUGGCAUGAACGGUUUGACAGGAGCAGACUACAAGACGCAACCGCUUUAUACGGAGUUAGAAUUCGCGCCUAGCGACACAUCCAAGACCUUAAGUAUCCCACUGUUUAAUGAUGAUAUAGUGGAACUCAACAAAACCUUUACAGUUACUCUCACGACGAACGAAGCCAGAGCGAAGAUUGGUGACCACUCCGUGAUGACAGUCAAGAUCGUCAAUGACGAUAAAGAAAUAUUUGAGUUAUCGCCUACGGCCUAUGAGCUCUACGAAGACACGGGAGAAGUGAAUGUUACGAUCACCAAAGCAGGGAAAGCCACUCUACCGGAGCACGUGCUAACUAUCUUGCUGACUACUGUGGACGAUACGGCUACUGCCUCAUCCGGGGAUUUCCCCAAGCUCACCGGUCAGCAAAUCACAUUUGCUCCAAUGGAAACAACAAAGAACGUCACAGUGUAUGUGACAGUGGACAAAAUACUGGAACACGAUGAGAUAUUCAAAGUCAAGUUGGUUCCAUUUGAUUGGGACACCAAAAUAGGGUCAAAUCAGGAGGCUACGAUAAAAAUAUGGAACGAAGAUAGAGGCAACGUUACCUUUAAUGAGACGGUGUAUACAUUCAACGAAGGCGACGGCGCUGUCUUAAAUUUUGGCUGCAGCGGGAACAACGACAUCGACAUGAACUUCAAUCUAAAGGCAAUGCCUAUCAUGGCCAAUAAUACGCUGUCUGAGAAGGCUGAUUACACACUAGCGGACGGCCAAGCUGUGAAAUGUUCACCGAGAGUUACGGGUGUUACCUAUACUGUACCUUUAACGGACGAUGUGAACGCUGAAUGGCCAGAGACCUUCCAUGUGAAUAUGAGCACUUCUCAGGAUCAUGUUGACUUGUUGGUCACUGAAGCCACGGUGACUAUUGUGGACGAUGAGGAUAAGGUGGACAUCGGCAUCAAGCAUGUAGAGUACAAUCUGACGGAAGCAGAUUGCCACAUUGUAGUAACUCUAGAGAAGACGCCAAAUACAGAGGUCGAUAUAACCGUAAAGGUUUCCUCGAUGGACAUCAUGACAAAUUCGACAGGCUUUCCAAAACCUUCACCAAAACCUCCACACCCCACAUUCCUCAAAAACUACACAUGCUUAUUAAAUACUACAGUCUCGUCCAACACAACAAACACGACAUACUUUUACAAUUCUACAUGCUUUUACAACUACACCGACACUAGCUAUAAAUGCCCACCUCGGGCCUCAACUAUUCAAGACUUCGAGCCUUACACAUUGAACAUCACCUUUGCUCCUUCUGAGACAGAGCGUACGUUUUUAAUACCUAUGACCGAUGACGACUUUUUGGAAUACAAUGAGACUUUCAAGAUUGUCUUAGAGAGCUUGACCCCGAACAAGACCAAGCCUAUCGUCAAGAACGAGACUAUCAUUACGAUAUACAACGACGACAUUGCAACACUUGAACUUGUGGAGAGGUUAGUUAGCCUAGAGGAAGCGCAAGCGAUGGUCAAGUUAACCGUGCGACUUCUCGGAAAAACACUGAUUCCUGUUUAUUACAACAUAUCCACAAUGAACAGCACAGCGAUCGACAGUCGUGACUUUCCUCGCGUCGUCAAACAAACCUACAGCUUUAGACCGUCUCCAUCAGGAGAAAGCACUAUGCAGAUUGAAGUGAACGUCACCGAUGAGCUGCUCGUAGAAUAUCUUGAGCAAUUUGACAUCGUCUUAACGACCGAGCAGCCAUUUGUGUAUGUGGUGGAGAGUAUGAAUACAAGCGAGGUUCAAAUCAUCAACGACGAUCAUGUGAUGGUUGGGUUCAUCAAUACCGCUCAGUCUGUAAACGAGUCCCAAGGAUACGCUAACGUGUGUGUGAUGGUGGUCCGAGGGGAGAGAGCUAUACCCGUCUCUUACAACGUCAGCACGUAUCACAUCACCACGACAGUUGGAAGAGAUUUCGUAACUCUCAGUAACUUCACCGUCACUAUUCCGUAUGGAACGAACACCUCAUGCUUUACUGUGACCAUAAGAGAUGAUGACGUGGCCGAGCUGGACGAGACUUUUGGCGUAAAGCUUUAUAGUGGGAAACGAAAUGUGGUCAUCGACCAAACACUAAAUAGUUACGAGAUUACUAUCCUGAACGAUGACUCCGUGACAAUGGAGUUUCAUGUGCCGGAAAAUACUUCUGUGUCAGAGGGAGAUAGGACUCUUGUGACUGUGGUUGUGAAUGGCAAAUAUGACAUCCCCUUGUCUGUGUGGCUCUAUACAAUGAACGAAUCAUCGACAGCAUACCAAGACGAUUACAACCUGACAAGCAUUGUAUGGCCUCAAGAUAUGCCGUCGCUUCCUGGCAUGCCAGUUUUCCCCGACUGGGAGUUACCUAUCCCUGCAAACUCAUCCCAUAACUUGACCAUUGUGUUCAACAUGGAUGCCAAGAAUGUUUCUGUCGUAGUGGAUACUAUAUCAGACAGGUUGACAGAGUCUAGAGAAUGGAUAGUAUGGCUUACGCAGAUGUGGGGUUGUAUGUGUGAAUGUAUGGCUUACGUAGAUGUGGGGUUGUAUGUGUGA
This is a messenger RNA of Nematostella vectensis (starlet sea anemone), 4537 nucleotides long. RefSeq names its product adhesion G-protein coupled receptor V1. Gene Ontology annotation, cellular component: membrane. Bases 59 to 4537 code for a protein of 1492 amino acids. Gene Ontology annotation, biological process: cell communication; metal ion transport. The transcript is spliced from 24 exons. The record is from RefSeq and is a predicted model, not a curated record. Lineage: Eukaryota; Metazoa; Cnidaria; Anthozoa; Actiniaria; Edwardsiidae.